ACAGAAAGGCAAUACAAAAGGCGUUCAACUCGGGCAGGUGACAUCGUAAUUCGUACGUCAAUCAAAUCGGAGAUACCACGAGGAAAUGAGGUUAGCUCAUUAAUUAAUAUUUAAUUAAUGAUUCGCACCUUAUAAGUACAUGAUUUAGUCAGGGGUUGAUCACCCGUUGAAUUUGAAACAACCAUUAUUGCUUCAAACAACAAACGAGGAACAAUGGGUUCUCACUCUCAGACGGUUGAGUUGUUGAGAGAGGAAAUCCCAGUGACACAACAACCUCUGUUCUUAUCCGAAGACAUCAAAACUGGUCUCGUACUCGUCGACCUUGUCAAUGGCUUCUGUACCGUUGGUGCUGGUAAUUUGGCCCCGAGGGAACCAGAUAAACAAAUUUCUAAGAUGGUGGAUGAAUCGGUGAGGCUUUGCAAAGCGUUCUGUGAGAAGAAAUGGCCUAUUUUUGCUUUCCUUGAUUGCCAUCACCCGGAUAUUCCUGAACCCCCUUAUCCUCCUCACUGUCUUGCUGGAACAGAUGAAGCAAAGUUGGUUCCCGAGCUGCUGUGGUUGGAAAAUGAACCAAAUGCAACACUCAGGCGCAAAGAAUGCAUUGAUGGAUUCCUUGGUUCAGUUGAAAAAGAUGGCUCUAAUGUCUUCAUUGAUUGGGUGAAGAACAAUCAGUUGAAACAAGUUUUGGUAGCUGGGAUAUGCACUGAUAUAUGCGUGCUGGAUUUUGUCUGUUCAGUUUUGUCUGCAAGAAAUCGCCUUUGGCUUUCUCCUCUGGAAAAUGUGAUUGUGUACUCCCAAGCUUGUGCUACUUAUGAUGUUCCAGUACAUGUCGCCAAAACUAACAAGGAUGUGGUAUCGCAUCCACAGGAGCUGAUGAAUCACAUUGGCCUUUACAUAGCCUGGGGAAGGGGAGCCAAGAUAGCAUCAGAGGUGUUAUUUGAAUAAUUGAAAGAACCUUGAGUGUUAAUAUUAUUGCUUAAGAAGUCUUCUGUGAAGAAUGAUGCUAUUGGUCUGUGAUUGCACUAGUUAGUGUAUUUGAAGUUGGUCUUUCACGGAGGAGGCAUUAAGAGAAAGGAUUACAUAAAUGAUAAAUCUUUUAUGAAGGAGGCAAUAAGAAAAACUAGUGAUAUUUCCAUUGUACUUUAAAUAGAUCUUAUAUAUAAAUGUAUUAGUGUGUAAUUCAAAGCCUAUUUCUCUCGUCUUUU
Messenger RNA from Gastrolobium bilobum, 1202 nucleotides. Its product is annotated as nicotinamidase 1-like. The record is from RefSeq and is a predicted model, not a curated record. Gene Ontology annotation, biological process: pyridine nucleotide salvage. The transcript is spliced from 5 exons. Lineage: Eukaryota; Viridiplantae; Streptophyta; Magnoliopsida; Fabales; Fabaceae. Bases 214 to 942 code for a protein of 242 amino acids. Gene Ontology annotation, molecular function: nicotinamidase activity.